AUGGCUGCCCUGGAGCUGCUGCGAGGCGCCGAGGCCGAAAUCACGGAGGUGUUCGGCAGAAAGCUCAGACUACGCCAUGCGGGGCAAGGUGCCGGAGACGCCGAGCAAGGAGUAUACACCCGCGAGCGGUCACGUUCGCGCGACCGCCGCGGCGGCAGCGGCGUGGUGUGGGUGACGCUCUUCGUGGACGAGCUUUCCAUGCCCGGCCGGCCCCAGCUCGAGCCCUUCCACACGACCGUGAGGUUUGGGUCGACCCGCUCCUGGACGAGGGCGGCGGCCAUCAGUGGCUGGCGGAGUUCGGCGAGGUCGAGGAGGUGUUCCGCAUCCCCGACAUCGACAACCCUGGCGAGGAGAGCGACCGCGGCUACGUGA
Messenger RNA from Prorocentrum cordatum, 372 nucleotides. NCBI's taxonomy places the organism in Eukaryota, Dinophyceae, Prorocentrales, Prorocentraceae. The record is from the annotation of a GenBank genome assembly.